GUGGUAAGGAUGAAUUCGCUAAAAGGAAGGAGAGGAAGACUGCCUUCAAAAGGUCGACUAUCUCAGAUGGGCCAUUUUGAGCUGCCUCAAAUUAAUCUGGCAAGCGAACUUGUUAAGGCGCACAACGGAAGGACUGCUGAAUCACAUACAGCAUUCAGAGAGUCGUCGGAUUUAACAGAAUGUAGCCAAAAUGAGAUAAUUCGACAUUUUUAUGCUGGGUUUGUUCAGCAGUACGAGGCGUUGAAAGCAUGGUCUGAAAAAAUUCUUGAACUUGCUGAUGUAUCGAAUGACGACAAAAAACUUUUAUUUGAUGCUGCAUUUCUAGAAUUACUGUCCUACACGGUUGCAAAGAAUUUAUCAGGCGCACAGUCAUUCAUCCCACUAACCUCACGUCUGUUGUUACCGAAAGAUAAAUUUUCAAAAGAGUUCAGUGAGUGGGUGGAUUUGAUUGUUCAAUAUUCAUCGAAUCUGAAUAAACUUUCACUCGAUGCCACAAGCACUGCCUGCAUGGAGGCCCUUAUUUUGAUCACAGAUAGAGUUGGUUUGAAGGACUCUCAGCUGGUCGAUAAACUGCAAUGGAAGGUGUGCGAGACCCUUUACGAGCACAUCCAGAACACGUACGAGGACACAGAUAGGGAGUCACCCGUCCUAUCCCGCAUCCUUGGAGCCUUGCCGCAGAUCAGAUCAAUCAGUAUGCACUGCCUUCGUUUACUUCAAAAACUUGAAACUUCAAAACCAAAAAUACCUCAACCGGCACUUGUUAAGCAUGUAUUUCUCAGUAAAAGUUUCUCUUUGUAAAAAUUAACUUUUUCUCAAAUAUUGUUUUAUGUUAUAUAUUCUAUAUACGGUGUAUAUAUACAUAUAUAUAUAAUAUAUGUAUAAUUCACAUAGUUAGUAAAUGUUUUAUUGAGUGCAAUAGUGAAAUAUAAACUGUUAUAUAUGGUGACAAUUAUUAAUGUUAUGUUAUGAUAAAACUAUGAUUCAUAUUUUGAAAUCCUAUUUGAAAUUUACUUGAAUUGCAAUUUCGCAUAGGACAAAUAACCGAUGAGGUUAAUUACAUUAAUUACUUAAUUAAUUAUUAAUUAUAAUUGGUCU
This is a messenger RNA of Helobdella robusta, 1095 nucleotides long. RefSeq lists its product as hypothetical. Lineage: Eukaryota; Metazoa; Annelida; Clitellata; Rhynchobdellida; Glossiphoniidae. The record is from RefSeq and is a predicted model, not a curated record. Gene Ontology annotation, molecular function: RNA polymerase II cis-regulatory region sequence-specific DNA binding; nuclear glucocorticoid receptor binding; nuclear receptor activity. The coding region runs from base 10 to 798 and encodes 262 amino acids. Gene Ontology annotation, biological process: regulation of transcription by RNA polymerase II; cellular response to corticotropin-releasing hormone stimulus. The transcript is spliced from 4 exons. Gene Ontology annotation, cellular component: transcription regulator complex; nucleus.